Messenger RNA from Sodiomyces alkalinus F11, 1282 nucleotides. RefSeq lists its product as hypothetical. The transcript is spliced from 4 exons. Bases 350 to 1282 code for a protein of 310 amino acids. The record is from RefSeq and is a predicted model, not a curated record. NCBI's taxonomy places the organism in Eukaryota, Fungi, Ascomycota, Sordariomycetes, Glomerellales, Plectosphaerellaceae.
CGUGGCGCGUCUUUAUUUCAAUCCUGUCACCUCGCUUUCCUCGAGCAUCGUCCGCGAUGGACGAUCUGCAGGGGCCAAAGAUCAUUAAGGACAAUCCCGUUGGGAGCGUCUUUGAUGUAUUCCGUGCUUCCUUCAUCUCUGCGUGCGAGGGCGAGGGCGUCGCCUACUCUGCAAAUGCCAUUGACCAGCUCAGUCGCGAAGGACUAAGGAACCUCGGCAGCAGGCCUGCUCCAUUUAAACGCAGAUCGCGGGACCCUUCAAGCCGACAUCCUGAAACUCAUUGCUGCUGUCACCUCUGACGACUUUAACUUCGACCGCAUCAAACCUCUCCUGCGGCAGACCCUUGCCGAUGAACCCGAUGACAUUCUUCUCUGGAAACAAGUCUACAAUGCCGUGGCCGAACCCACCCCGCCUCCCCGCCCAACGGCGUCUUCCCUCCAACAAACCCCAUGGCUUCGCAACACCAGCAGCUUCCCGAACUCAUCCGAGCAGCCUACCUCUCCGAAGAGACCUGGACGAGGUGCCCCUCUUCCGUCGGGCUGUAAAGACCUUCAUCGGCUUCGAGAUGUCCCUGACGGAACCCAUUUCGUAUGGGAUGCUGGCUGGAUGGAUCAAGAGGGUCGGCGAAAUCUUGGGCCGAAUGUACACCACUAUCUGCUACAGCCUUCGGUACAACGAGCUCGAUGGUAGCCCGAUGCUAUCCGCAACCUGGCACUCGACCACGAUGGUCCUGUCCCGUUCCAGAAGCACUACCUCGGACGCCAUGCGAUGCAGCAUCGGCCACGCGAACAGCAAGCGACGGCCGAUCGAUUUAACUCCUGAGCAGGUGGCAUCUGUCAACACCGAUCCCCGCAUCAAGGAGCUGGCGGGAGAGGUGGAGCGACUACCGCAUAGAUCGAAAGAACGACAGGAGGCUGUUCGUGCGCUGAGGAAUGAGAAGCAGAGACUCAAAAGGGCGUUGAUGGAACGAAUCAAAGACGCGUGGACGGACGAGCAGGCCGUAGAGGACAUCCAACGCCAACUCCAGGGCCUCGGAUUCUCGCAGCCUAUGGACGUAGACUCAGCCGCCUGCGCACCUCAACGCCCAGCACAGAAGCGCCUCGUUGCUGCUUUGACCGCGCCGGUCGAUGACACCCUCGAAGGAUACUAUCAGCGAAGGGACAGUCUCAUUGACGCCAUCAUUGCUACUGCAGCGUGGUGGAAGGCCGUGCGACAUGCCGAACCAAUGGCUCAACGGCAAAGAAGCCAGUCCAGAUAUCUCAUGAUCAACCAUGCGAGGUGA